CAUUCGUAUGUCUCGGCAUUGUGGGAUAGCAUCAGGAGGUCAGCGACGCUCCGGGUCAAUUCCGCUUUACCCAAACACUUUCUUUGGAUAUUAACGGAUUUUACGGAUUACAGCGAUGCGGGGAGAUGAAACUGAUUCGGAGUCGGUUAAAUCGGACGAUGGCUCGAUACGGAGGAAUCUCGAUGCGCUUUGUCAAGAGCUCAAUAUGGACGAGGAGACGGCAGCCGAAGCGCUCCAGAACUUCAGCUCCAUCUGGAACACGUACACGCUAGAGGGUGAUGUCGCGCACUGGCUGGCCUGUUCUCUGUAUGUUGCCUGUAGGAAGGGCUCUAUCCCUACAGUGGGACGGGGCGUGAUGGAGGGCAACUGUGUUUCCCUUACCAGGAUCCUGCGCUCAGCCAAGCUCAGUCUGAUCCAGUUCUUCAGCAAGAUGAAGAAAUGGUCGGACAUGUCGAACCUCUCUCAGGAUUUCCGCAGCCGCAUAGGUCGACUAGAGCGCAAUUUCGAAGUGUCGACAGUGAUUUUCCGAAAAUUUGAGCCAAUAUUUCUGGACAUGUUUCAGAAUCCUCAGGGCGAACCUCCUCGCCUGCCUAGAAGCCGCAAACACCGGCGUCUUCCAUGCCACGUCAGUGACGUCUUCAAGUUCUGUUGGACUCUCUUUGUGUAUACAAAAGGUAAUUUCCGCAUGAUUGGAGAUGACCUGGUAAACUCCUAUCACCUCCUGCUCUGCUGUCUGGACCUGGUGUUUUGCAACGCUCUCAUGUGCUCCAAUAGGAAAGAUCUCAUCAAUCAACACUUCAGAGGACUGCCAAAGGACACAGAAAACUUGGAGGAGAUGCCCUGUGUCAUUGACAAGUUGUGUGAACUGCAUGAUGGUUUGGUGGUGGAGGCCAAAGGCAUAAAGGAGCACUACUUCAAACCCUACAUAAAGACACUGUUUGAGAAAAAAAUAUUAAAAGGUGAUGUUGACACUCUGACUGAAUUACUGGACACCCCAAAUUUCCAAGACAACAAUAAAGCCGUAAAUCGUGAGUAUGAGGAAUAUGUUUUGACUGUGGGGGAUUUUGACGAGCGAGUGUUUUUGGGGGCCGAUGCAGAUGAGGAGAUCGGCACACCUCGCAAAUCCACUGCUGAUCCUCCUUCAGGUCAGCUAUCUGCCCGCAUGCAGGUGGAGAACAACCUUCAGCAGCACUUUGAAAAGACACGAUCCCUUGCUCCCUCUACUCCUCUAACGGGUCGACGGUAUUUGAAGGAGAAAGAGGUGCUGGUCACCCCCGUUUCCUCAGCCACGCAAAGCGUGAGCCGACUGCAGAGCAUGGUGUCCGGCCUACGAAACGCACCGAGUGAUGCUCUGGUCCAAAUAUUUAAUUCCUGCUCUCGAAAUCCCACUGAAUCCAUUCUGAACCGAGUGAAGACCAUGGGAGAGAUAUUUAAACAGGCCUACACCAAACCCACAGAUGACCUGCCAGGAGCACAUAUGGAUUUCGCAGAGAAUCGUCUGAAGCUGGCAGAGAUCUUGUACUUCAAGAUCCUGGAGAACAUCAUGACUCUGGAGAUGAAGAGAUUACAGGGCAAAGAUAUGUCGGUCCUGUUAGAGCAGGAGGUGCUCCAUUGCUCUCUGUUGGCGUGCUGUCUGGAGGUGGUGCUGUUUGCGUACAGCUCUCAAAGAACUUUCCCAUGGAUAUUGGAAAUCUUACAGAUCCCACCUUUCUACUUUUACAAGGUGAUUGAGGUGUUCAUCCGCUCUGAGGAGGGUUUGUCCCGAGACAUGGUGAAGCAUUUGAACAGUAUCGAGGAGCAGGUGCUGGAAAGCAGAGCCUGGACUAGAGACUCGGCCCUGUGGAACGCGCUUAACAAAUCUAACAAUAAAGUCCCUACUGUGGAAGAGGUAAAUUUUUCCAAUAGUUUUGACACGGGCAACAAUGCAGGCGGUCCCACUCACCUGCCGUUGGUAGCGCUAUCCCCCAUCAUACACCCUCGCAUUAGGGAGGUCCGCACAGGCCUGGGCUCCAGCGCACGCAAAGACGUCCCUCAAUCUCCCCUCUCUCUCCACGAUCGCUACAGCUCUCCAGCGGCUGGCAGCGCUAAGAGGCGCUUGUUUGGUGACGACGCUCCACCACAAUCCCCAGUGAAAAGAAUCUCAGUCACUCCCAUCAAAAUCAUCCCCAACUCCACGGAAAACAACCAGAACACCACCGCCACAACGACUGUCCUCUCCAUGGCAACCAUAAACGGCCAGCAGCUCACUAUUCCACUGCCGAUGAUGAAAAACGAGAUGGGCGGCAUCACAGUCAUCCAACUUCAGGCCAAUGAGAUGAACCCUCUCACUGGCCAUGUCUUACUGACCUCCUCCUCCCCCAGCCGAACCGCAGCUCCACCCGCCAGCUCCGACACACAGCCUGUGGCAACCAGCAAACCCCGCCGCACUGGAUCCCUCGCGCUAUUCUUCAGGAAGGUGUAUCAUUUAGCCAGCGUGCGUCUGCGAGACCUGUGUCUGAAGCUGGAUAUCUCCUCAGAGCUGCGAGGGAAGAUCUGGACGUGUUUCGAGCAUUCUCUGCUGCACUGCACUGACCUGAUGAAGGACCGACACCUGGACCAGCUGCUGCUCUGUGCCAUCUACAUUAUAUCCAAGAUAACGAAAGAAGAGCACACUUUUCAGGACAUUAUGAAAUGCUACCGAACCCAACCUCAGGCCCACAGUCACGUGUACCGCAGUGUUUUACUGAAGAGGCGUCCCAGAGAGCAGCAGGCAGAUGAGAACAUGGAAGUGGAUCCACCAGCAGACCAGUGUAAGAAUGAAGUCGUCGUCCCAGCAGCCAAUGAGAGGAUGGAACAGGCUGACAGCGAAUCAGAGGAUAGAGGGGACCUCAUCCAGUUCUAUAACUCUGUUUAUGUGUUAAAGAUGAAAUCAUUCGCUCUCAAAUAUGCACAUUCUACGCUUGAUAACAAGAUGGAGGCUCCUCCGUUAUCCCCAUUCCCAUCGGUUCGGGCUCAGCCUCUCUCUCCUCGCCGUGUGUCUCAGAGACACUCCAUCUUUGUCUCUCCUCAUAAAAACGGCUCGAGUCUCACCCCCAGUGCCUACACGUACAAGUUCACUGGCAGCCCAUCAAAGGAGCUGAGUGACAUAAACCAGAUGAUCCGUCAGGGUGGGGUGAGCAAGAAGCGGGCGUUCACAAUGGAUGGCGAUGAGACCGAGUCUCCAUCUAAAUGCCUGCGGCAGGAGAACGACGACGUGCUGCUCAAACGCCUGCAGGAUGUGGUCAGUGAGAGAGCGAGUCUCUGACCUCGCCAAGAAAAAGCCAAAAACUCUUCCUAUGUGCUGCUCAACGACUCCAGGAUGUAGAGAGCGAUGCGACAACAAUCAGUCUCUUUUCAGUUCAGAAUCGAGCGCAUUAAUUAUGUCCCAGAACAACAACAAAGCCAAAAGCCAUCACAGCUCAUGUGUCUGGACUGAUUUUUGAUCAACCCCAUGUGGGGUUUACUACACCAUGUUUUCUGAAGAUCAGGGAGAUCAGUACAAACUUAAAUGAUUUGUAUUGAAUCUAAGAAACAUUUAUCACGUUUUUUCACGAUUCGCAUCACCCUUUCAUUAUGAGAUUACUGUAUUACAGAGAUAUUCUGUAGCUUUUGCUUUCUCAAUCAAGUCAUGUGACCAUCGUUUUUGCAGUUGAUGAGUUGGUUUCGAGUAUGUAAAGAAUCUCCCAGUCGUUUAUAUCCCCUCACGUUCUGUAGCAAUAUGAAAAGGAAAAUCAUCACAAUGGAAUUAUUUGAUUAUAUUAGUGAUUUAUUUUUUUUUUAUUAUUCAAAUUAUAUACUGACACAAUGUACGGGCAAUUUAACCUUGCUUUUGUGUGAGAGUGAAUUUGAGUGUGUGUGUGUGGUGAACCAACACAAAGGUCAUUUUAAAGUUUUGCAACCAUCCUGCAAACGCUCUGUGCAGCUCUAUAUUCAGAUGUGUGGUAUCUACACCUCUCCAUUAAUUAUGUAUUAUGCCUUUUAAAGUUCAUUCAUUUUCUCUUAGAACAGUUUUUUGUUUUCUGAAAUGGUCAUGUUUACAGUUCAUUUUAACAUUUAGAUGUUAAAUUUGUUGAUGUGUCGUGUGUGUGGUGUAAAAUAAGCCUCAUUUUUUAACAGUUGCUGUUAUUUGUUUCUGCUCAUGUUUUUCAGUCAAGUAACUUUUAUUGGUCACAUGCCAAACAUGAGUAGUGAAAUGCUUUCCCCCCCCCUUCAAAUCAUGUGACCAGUCUAGUGCUAUAGCAAGCAGUAUCUGUAUUUCUCAGUAUUCACGGUUAAUUUGGUUUUGAAAUUUUAACUCUUGUACAAACCUUGUUUAUUUUAUCCAUUUAUGUUCUUUUGUCGGUGUCCAACACUGUUGAUCUCUUUGCAGUUGGUGCUUUGUAUUGUAGCUUGUGAAUACCCUCCAUAUUUUAAGUUUAGAAAUAAUUCUUCACACUGUUUCACCCCAAAAAACAUGUUUUUUUUUUUUUAGUGACUGUCUGUAAUUUAUCUUUAUUGUAUUUGUUGGUUUGACCAAUCAGCUGUUGGUCUGUUCUACAGUCAGUGCCUUAGCAUGUACAUAAUAAUAAAACAUGUUUUAUCAAUUCUCAAA
Molecule: messenger RNA, 4609 nt
Organism: Pimephales promelas (fathead minnow)
Lineage: Eukaryota; Metazoa; Chordata; Actinopteri; Cypriniformes; Leuciscidae
Gene: rbl1
Product: retinoblastoma-like 1 (p107)
Biological process (GO): negative regulation of G1/S transition of mitotic cell cycle; cell differentiation; regulation of transcription by RNA polymerase II
Cellular component (GO): transcription regulator complex; nucleus; chromatin
Molecular function (GO): RNA polymerase II transcription regulatory region sequence-specific DNA binding
Source: RefSeq, a predicted model, not a curated record